Molecule: messenger RNA, 2364 nt
Organism: Trifolium pratense (red clover)
Lineage: Eukaryota; Viridiplantae; Streptophyta; Magnoliopsida; Fabales; Fabaceae
Exons: 1
Coding region: 458-2029 (523 amino acids)
Molecular function (GO): S-adenosylmethionine-dependent methyltransferase activity
Source: RefSeq, a predicted model, not a curated record
CAAAAAAAGCAAAAAAUCCAAUAGAUUCUCUUAUAAAAUUACAAGAGAUUGAUCCUCGUAAAUUAGGAAACUUUUUCCAAUAUAGAAAUCCGAAAAAGACUAAACUCCUCCAUCCACGCAUCACAAACCGCUUCACUUUACUCACACUUUCCCUCUCCACUCUCUUUUAUUCUUCUUCUACCAUCAUCACUGAGUCACACACUCCCGAGUCACUCACGGGCUCACUCUUCACUUCCCCAAACACACAAACCUUAAACCUCAUUCUUUCUCAAAAACCAUGCGCUGUUCCCGUUUUACCCCUCGCCUUUUUCUCUAUUUCCCAAUCUCUACCACCGAACCAAAACCCUUAAUCGGAGCAAACCAUACUUCAUCAAGAUUCUGCUCCCGAUAAAAUAAACUCUAAUUUUUUUUAAUUGUUUUUUUUUUUAUUUUUUAUUAUAGUUUAAAUUUUUCUAUUAUGAAAAAGAAGUGCACAGUGGCUUCCAUGGAACAUACCGCAGCGAAACCUAGCUCUGUCCGGAACCUUCUAAUACGGUUACUUCUCUCCGGCGUAUUCAUCAUCGCUAUUCGUUUCGCUUACGUCAUCUCCAUCGCCGGCGAGUCAUGUAACGUCGCCGAUUUCUGCUUCUUCUCACUUCCGGAGACAUUCAGUCUCGCUAUUUCCGGUAAUGAUCCUAUCUCCGUUGACUCAGGUCCCGGCGCCGGCCGUGGUAAUUCAUCGUUAUCGGAGCUUUAUUCUAGCAAGGAGUGGCUUGACAGUGUGAGUUUCUACUCGUCGGUUUUUCAUGAUUUGAUCGGCGGCGGUUACCUUUCGCCGGAGUCGAAGUCUCUCUGCGUUGAAACGCCGACCGGACGGGAUGUUUUCGCUCUGAGGGAAAUCGGCGUCAAAAACGCCAUCGGAAUCUCGAAGAAAUCAGUAAAGCCGCUUGUGAAAUCAGGAACCGGUGAGCGGAUUCCGUUCGGUGACGGUUACUUUGAUUUUGUGUUUUCCGGUGAAGGCUCGUUCGCGAGGUCGGCGAAGCCGGCUGUUUUCGCAGCAGAGAUUGCUCGGACGCUGAAACCGGAAGGAUUUGCGGUAUUUCAUUUCACAAACCCUAAAGAUACUUAUAGUUUCAAUUCAUUCCUUGAUUUGUUUCAUUGUUUCAAAGUAGUGAAAUUGCAUGUUUUAGAAGGGUUUGAUUCUUCAAUGCCUUAUAUACAUGAAACUGUAUUGAAAAAUGAGUGUGUUGAUUAUGGUUCUGGUAAAUUUGACAGUGAUUAUUAUUCACAUUCAAAUGGAAAUUGUUAUGUUCCUGGUUAUAAGAAAGAUUUGAUUAGGAUUGCUGAGCCUUUGAUUGAAACGGAACCGUUGAAACCAUGGAUUACAUUGAAAAGGAAUAUAAUGAACAUAAAGUAUCUUUCUUCAAUGGUUGAUAUAAGUUUCAAAAAUAGGUAUUUGUAUGUUGAUGUUGGAGCUAGAAGCUAUGGUUCUAGUAUAGGAUCUUGGUUUAGGAAACAGUAUCCUAAACAGAACAAGACAUUUCAUGUGUAUGCUAUUGAAGCUGAUAAGACUUUCCAUAAGGAGUAUGGGAUGAAGAAAGGGCUUACUUUGAUUCCUUAUGCUGCUUGGGUGAAGAAUGAGACUUUGGCUUUUGAGAUUCAUCGUGAUCCAGGGGAGCAUGUGUCAGUUAAAGGAAGAGGAAUGGGUAGGAUUCAACCUUUGCAGAUGACAGGGAAGGAGUUUGAUGGGGAGGUGGAGAAGAUGCAGGGAUUUGAUUUUGCUAAUUGGUUGAAGAACACGGUUUCAAAGAAUGAUUUUGUUGUGAUGAAAAUGGAUGUGGAGGGUACUGAAUUUGAUCUCAUUCCGAGGUUGUUUGAAACUGGGGCGAUAUGUUUGAUAGAUGAGAUUUUCCUUGAAUGCCAUUACAAUAGGUGGCAGAGAUGUUGUCCUGGGCAGAGGAGUUCAAAGUAUGAGAAAACAUAUGAUCAAUGCUUGGAGCUCUUCAAUUCUCUUCGACAAAGUGGAAUUCUUGUUCAUCAAUGGUUUUAAUUGCAUGAUAGGUGAAAUUCUUCUAUACUUGUUCCGUAACACUAUUGUUUUCAAAUAUAUCACUUCCCAUCCUCCCUUUUUUCCCCACACAAUAGAAAUUAGAGAAUAUUACCUUGUUUCAAAUUUCUUUCCAUGCAAACAUUGGAAUUGAAAAUCAAUGCAUUUCUUGAAAUUAACUGUAUUCUCUGCUCAUAUGUCAUCUUUGAUUUACCUUGUAUAGAUAUGGAAAUUGAUAACUAGAUUCUGUCAUCUCUUAUUUGCUUAUACUCUGAAGAGAAUUUGAUUGUUCUAUUUUUAUAUUUUUUUGGAAUAAAUUUGAUUGUUCUAUUUUGUCA